AAAAGAAAAAUAACACGUGGUGUUUAACACAUAUCGUGAACUGCAAUAAUAAUAAUGUAUAUUAUUACAGAUACUAAUUUUUUAUCAAAAAAUUUUGUUAUUCAUACAUUUUACGACGAAAGGACUUGUUUUUGCUGGAAUCAAGAUAAACUUAUAAUAUUUCCAUAUACAAAUAAUGAGUACGUAUCUGUUAAAGUAUUAACAGCUCCAGCUCCAAUAAAAACUAUACAAUGUUUUACUGGCCGAAUUUUUUUAAUUUGCAUUCCACACGGCGUUUACAAACUUUCAAGGGACCGAGAAUUUGCUGUUCUAAGUAAAAAUGCAAUUGGAAUGGGUACUGUUUUUCAUGAAGUAUUGAUACCUAGAAAUGAGUAUCUUUAUUUAGAUAAUAAGCGAGAAAUGACAAAUAAACUGCUAUUUAAGCUUUCUUCUCAAGAAACUAAUCCCAGUCAACUUUAUGUUUAUUCAUUAAAUGCGGAUGGCGUUGUGGAAUAUUUUAUGAAAACUUUAACAAAUAAUGAUUCUACUGUAAAAAAUUUAUGCAUAAUUGCAGAUGGACUAAAACUUUUAAUGCUAAUCAAUGAAAAUGUAAAAAUAAUGCAUAGCAGUAUUUAUUCCAUUAGUAAUAUAAUACCUGUACGAAAGAGUUCCAAAAUUGCAGCAUUACUUCUUACUACAAAUACAAAUAUUAUUUUAAUGCAUUCAAAAGAUAAUGUGCUUGUUUUUGAAACAAUUUAUAUAAAAACACAGAUACAAGCCAUUUGCGCUGGUUUUAGCCAAUCCCUAGAAGAUAUAUUAUGGAUUGUUUAUUCACAUGAAUCUAAAUUACAUUAUGUAAAGAAGCAAUUACUAAUUGAUAAUAUUUAUCAAGUAAAAGUUGAAGAUAAAAGCUUUGUUUGUUUACAAUCAUAUGACUCUAAUAUAAUCUUAGGUUUGACAGAAGAUAAUCAGUUAGUAGAGUUUCCUAUAAGUACAGUAGAAAGAACAUUGUCAACGGAAAACAAUACUUUUAUUAAUCUUCACUCCAGUAUGUUAGAUGGUGUGUCACUUAUAAUGGAUAAGAUUUAUAAAGGUACUCAAGAAUUACAAACUUUAAAUGAAAUAUUAACAGCAGAAAAGGAUAAAUUAAGAAGAAUAAAUUUAUAUGCACAUAAAGACAAGAUACAGUUAUGCCCAAAAAUGAUGAUAAAUUACAUAGCAAAUCGGAUAUUUUUAUCAGCAAAUUUUCACGAUGUCCUGCCAAAAAAUAGUUGGGUCGUCCUUAAUGUAAAAUUGGGAUAUCAAAAUCUGUUUUGUAUGAAGAAAAUAGUAGGUCGGGAGACUAUAGCUGAUAUUUAUAUACCUGAAAAUUCAAUGGCAGAUACAUCACAAAUUGCAAUAGAUUUAAUAGCUUUUAGAGAUAAAAAAUAUCCUUGGUGUCUAAUAAGAAAUUAUGUAAUCAGUGAUUAUUUGGAAAGAAGAAAGAAGAAAAAGAGAUUGAAUGUCGAUUUUAUAAAUUCUAAAAUUGCCAUACUUAAAACUUGUAUACAAGAAGGAAACAUUAAUAUGAAAAAAUUAUCUGAAGUUAAGAAAAGUCUAAGAAAAGAACUUAGUGAUAUAUAAAUUUUAACAACAUACAAACGAACGGAUUUUUUUUAAAUUUGAUAUUUACGUUAUAUUUUUAUAAUAUAAAUUUAUAUAAGAAAUAGGAGUUGAAUAUAUAGGAAUCCAACAAAAAAAAUCGAAUGCAUUUGAAAACAAAACUGUAUCUUUAUUUUGCGGAUAUAAUAAUAUGUUGAUAAAUAUCUGACUCUUUUUUUGGAUACACAUUUUUAUCGACAUGCUUUUUAUCAAUUCUAUAAUUAUACAAUAUAGAUUAUACAAUGUUGCUGAAACUAUGUGCAAUGUGCAGUUCCCUGCUAUACACCAAUACAGAGCAUUUUGGUUUAGUAUUAAUGUGUAUGCCUUUUUUUGGAUAAUAUUUUGAUUUAUCAAGGAAUAAUGUGCAGAAAGAGAUAACUGAAUAUCUUUUUCUGCAUCAUGAUUUUGGCAAAAUUUUGCUAUUGAUGUGAGCAAUAUACACUUAUUUUUAUUUAUAGGCACACUAUUACAUAAUGUUAAUCGACUAAAAGUCAGUUUACAAAUAUAACACACAUAAAUAGUUGUUAUUUUUUAAUUUUUCUUUCACAUGCUUCACUAAUAUUUAUAUCUUCACUUAGUAAGAUACAAUUUCUGUUGUGAAAAUAACAUAAAAUUGUUAUGGGUAUAAACUCACAGUUAGUGAUAUCUAUAAUUUCUAUAAAAUACUGUAAAUAUAAAUAAAUUUCAAUAAGUACUUUAAAUUGCUGUUAAUAGAAUGCAUAAUGACUAAAUGGAUUGUAAAAAUAUUGUCUGUAAUAUUCAUCGAAAAUUAAAAAUAAAUUGGGAAUAAAGAACUAAGCAAUAAAGAAAAAAAACAAUAAAAGAACAAUAAAU
Messenger RNA from Bombus huntii, 2454 nucleotides. RefSeq lists its product as uncharacterized. NCBI's taxonomy places the organism in Eukaryota, Metazoa, Arthropoda, Insecta, Hymenoptera, Apidae. Bases 55 to 1602 code for a protein of 515 amino acids. The transcript has a single exon. The record is from RefSeq and is a predicted model, not a curated record.